Messenger RNA from Choloepus didactylus (southern two-toed sloth), 231 nucleotides. Its product is annotated as UPF0729 protein C18orf32 homolog. Bases 1 to 231 code for a protein of 76 amino acids. Gene Ontology annotation, biological process: positive regulation of canonical NF-kappaB signal transduction. The record is from RefSeq and is a predicted model, not a curated record. Lineage: Eukaryota; Metazoa; Chordata; Mammalia; Pilosa; Megalonychidae. The transcript has a single exon.
AUGGUGUCCAUUCCUUGUAUCAUCGUUCCAAUUCUGCUCUGGAUCUACAAAAACUUCCUAGAGCCAUACAUAUACCUUCUGAUUUCCCCUUUUGUUAGUCAUAUACGGCCUAUAAAAGCUGUACAAGAAUCCAAUGAUAAAAAUAAAGACAAAGUAGACUAUGAGGGUGCAGACAUAAAUGGAUUACUGACAAAAGAACCAACAGAAACCUCUGAUAAAAAGAAAGACUGA